Molecule: messenger RNA, 1591 nt
Organism: Triticum urartu
Lineage: Eukaryota; Viridiplantae; Streptophyta; Magnoliopsida; Poales; Poaceae
Molecular function (GO): metal ion binding
Source: RefSeq, a predicted model, not a curated record
GUUUUGUUUCGUCUCGUUCCGCUUGGCUUUCUUCCCUCGCCCGCGCCGUCAAACACCCACGCUCCCCCGCUCGCGCCAACACGUGUAGGAGAGAGGUAGAGAGGAAGAGUCUAGAAAAAUCCCGCGGAGAGCCACAGAGCGUAGCUAGCCAGCCUCGUCGGUCUCCAUGGGGGCGGGGAAGGAGGCUCCCGGCGCCGUCGAGGGCGCCGCCGAGCCGCCGCCGCCGGUCGUGCUCAAGAUGGUCUUGCAUUGCGCCGGCUGCGCCAAGAAGGUCCGCAACAGCAUCAAGAGCAUGCCCGGUGUGCAGUCGGUGGUGGCCGACGCGGCGGCGAACAGGGUCGUCGUGGCGGGGACGGCCGACGCGGCCGCGCUCAAGGCGCGGAUCGAGUCCCGGACCAAGAAGCCCGUCGAGAUCGUCUCCUCCGGCGCCGGCCCCGGCCCGGCCAAGCCCGCAGCAGCCCCCGCCGCGGCCGAGAAGAAGAGCCCCGACAAGGAGGGCGACAAGAAGGAUCCCGACAAGGGGGGCGGCGGAGCCGACAAGGGGGAUAAGGCCGGCGCCUCCAAGCCGCAGCCGCCCAAAGAGGAAGACGCGGCGAAGAAGCAACCGCCCACCCCCACCGAGGAGAAGAAGCCCACGGAGCUCCAGGAGACCACGGUGCUGCUCAAGAUCCGCCUCCACUGCGACGGCUGCGCCGACCGCAUCAGACGCCGGAUAUACAAAAUAAAAGGGGUCAAGCAUGUGGAGCUGGAGGGCAAUGCCAAGGACGAGGUCAAGGUCACGGGCACCAUGGACGUCCCCGCCAUGGUGGCGUACCUGACCGAGAAGCUCAACCGCGCCGUCGAGGCCGUCGCGCCCGGCAAGAAGGACAAGGGCGCCGGCGACGAGAAGAAGGACAACAAGGGCGCCGGCGACGCCGAGAAGAAGACAGACAAAGAGGCGGGCGGCGACCACGUCGUCAUGAGCCAGGACAAGGGGAAAGGCAUCGAGGUGGCGGGCCCGUCCAGGGCGUCCGCCGCGGCCUCCGUGGCGCCCGCGCCGGUCCAGGCGAGGACGCCCCACGUCUCGCCGUACGGCCAGGUGCCGUACCCGCAGCCGCAGGGGCCCCCGCCCAGCUACUACAGCCCCUACGGCGGCAAUGCCGACGGCGCGGGGUACGCCGGCGCCGGCAGCGGCGGCUACUACCAGCAGGAGCACCCCAACCACCAGGCGUACCAGCCGUACCCGCCGCCCUACCACUUCGACACGGCGCCGCCCUCGCAGAUGUUCAGCGACGAGAACCCCAACUCCUGCUCCGUCAUGUGACGCGACCCGCCGCCCGAAAACUCAUUCAUCAGCGCCGACGACCUGCGCUCGCCGGCCGGCCGGCCGGCCGGCAGAAGAGCAAUGCUGACAUACUAGCAGACAGCGACGAGAGGCUCCACUAGCUUAGCUUAGCCCUAGUUUUUACUCGGACCGGAGGCAUCCAUCCUCCAUGAACCGAUGCGUGCCUCCGAUCAAAUUUUGGUUCCCCUGCCUUCCAUCGCGCGUCCGAUGGUCGAUCUUGUUCCUGCCACGAGCUCCAUUGCUUAAUUAAUUUGAUUUUAACCCCCA